Messenger RNA from Aspergillus candidus, 3128 nucleotides. RefSeq names its product DNA ligase (ATP) DNL4. The record is from RefSeq and is a predicted model, not a curated record. The transcript has 7 exons. Lineage: Eukaryota; Fungi; Ascomycota; Eurotiomycetes; Eurotiales; Aspergillaceae. Bases 55 to 3081 code for a protein of 1008 amino acids. Gene Ontology annotation, cellular component: DNA ligase IV complex. Gene Ontology annotation, biological process: DNA biosynthetic process; nucleotide-excision repair, DNA gap filling; double-strand break repair via nonhomologous end joining. Gene Ontology annotation, molecular function: DNA binding; ATP binding; DNA ligase (ATP) activity.
AACGCAGCAGUCAGACAACAACCCCAACCAUCUGGGAAGUUGAUUUUAAACAAGAUGGACUCCGCUGAGGUUCUGGAUAAAGAUGGCCCAACAAGCCUCGUUACGGGACAAGGCGACUCGGAUUCCGAGGAAAAGUAUCCAAACAGACCACGGAACAAUUCACCAACGCUACCCUUCCACGAGCUCUUCCAGACGCUCUUCAAUCCGCUAAGCGAGAUCAAGAAGAAACCCGCCGGCGCCGUCGCAGGACGUCGCAAACUCGGCCCGCAAGGCCAGUCCAGCGCGAGUCUAAACCCCUUCGAACGCCGCCGCGAUGUAAUCGAGCGGUUCAUCUCGCGAUGGCGAAAAGAGGUCGGCGACGACAUCUACCCCGCAUUCCGCCUGAUUCUGCCCGACAAGGAUCGGGACCGAGCAAUGUACGGAAUCAAGGAAAAGGUGAUCGGGAAGAUGCUGGUCAAGAUCAUGAAGAUCGACAAGAACUCCGAGGACGGGUUCAACCUGUUGAACUGGAAGCUCCCCGGGCAAGCAGGCGCAUCUAGCAUGGCGGGCGAUUUCGCGGGCCGGUGCUACGAUGUGCUCUCGAAGCGGCCGAUGCGGACGGAGGUAGGAGACAUGAGCAUCGGGGAGGUGAACGGGAAGCUGGAUCAACUUGCAGCGGCGACGAAGGAAGACGAGCAGCUGCCGAUUAUGGCGGAGUUCUACAGACGCAUGAGUCCCGAGGAGCUCAUGUGGCUGAUCCGGAUUAUCCUCCGGCAGAUGAAGGUCGGGGCGACGGAGCGGACGCUUUUCAACGUCUGGCAUCCGGAUGCUGAGAGUCUGUACAGUAUAUCUAGUAGCCUCCGGCGGGUUUGCUGGGAGCUGCACGAUCCUAAUAUUCGGCUGGAGGACGAGGAUAGGGGGAUUUCGCUGAUGCAGUGCUACCAGCCGCAGCUGGCGCAGUUUCAAAUGCAUUCGCUGGAUCGCAUGAUAAGUCGAAUGAAAGUCACAGAAGACGAUCCGGUGUUUUGGAUCGAGGAGAAGUUAGACGGAGAGCGGAUGCAGCUCCACAUGGAGUUCGACGAGUCGGUGCCAGGAGGGAGGAAAUUCCGCUUCUGGUCGAGGAAGGCCAAGGACUAUACGUAUCUCUACGGGAAUGGCGUCCACGAUGAGAACGGUUCGUUGACGAGACACCUUGAUGGCGCGUUUGCAGACGGUGUCCAAAGCCUCAUCCUCGACGGUGAAAUGAUCACCUGGGAUCCAGAGCAAGAUGCGCCGGCGCCGUUCGGCACGCUGAAGACGGCUGCCCUAGCUGAACAGCGGAAUCCGUUCUCGAGUGGCACUCGGCCACUGUAUCGAAUUUUCGACAUCCUCCACUUGAACGGGCGAGACCUAACAAGGUAUACCCUCCGUGACCGGCGGAAUGCGCUGCAAAAGAGCAUUAAGCCCGUCCACCGCCGGUUUGAGAUCCACCCCUACGAAGAAGCCACGGGAAAAGCCGAAGUGGAGGCAUCCCUGAGGAGGGUCGUCGCAGAGGCAUCCGAAGGCCUGGUGCUGAAGAACCCGAGGUCUCCCUAUCGUCUGAACGAAAGACAUGACGACUGGAUGAAAGUCAAACCCGAGUAUAUGACCGAGUUUGGGGAGUCACUCGAUCUGGUGGUGAUCGGAGGAUACUACGGGUCUGGCCACCGUGGCGGCGGCCUGGCAAGCUUUCUGUGUGGACUGAGGGCCGACGAUUCCUCCUCUUCACAGAACCCAGGCGAGACGAAAUGCUAUUCCUUCUGCAAGGUGGGAGGCGGCUUCAACGCGGCCGAUUACGCAAAUAUCCGACACCACACGGAUGGCAAGUGGCACGAAUGGAAUCCCAAGAAACCGCCCACGACAUACAUGGAACUGGCCGGCGGGGACGCUCAGCAUGAACGACCGGACAUGUGGAUCAAGCCUGAAGACUCGGUCGUUCUCUGCGUGAAAGCGGCUUCUGUUUCUGUCAGUGACCAGUUCCGGCUCGGGCUGACAUUGCGUUUCCCACGAUUCAAGAGACUCCGCAUGGACAAGGAUUGGAAGAGCGCCUUGUCCGUGCAGGAGUUUCUCGAUUUAAAAUCGAGCGUGGAGGAGGACCGGAAGAAUCAGGAAUUCAACGUCGACGAUUCCCGCAGGAAACGGGUCAAGCGGUCGACCAAGAAACCCCUGACCAUCGCAGGGUACGAUGAGAAUGCAGAUGCCAAGUAUGCUGGACCAUCCGGACAUAUAUUUGACGGGCUCAAUUUCUAUAUUGUGACUGAAUCGGGCGCCCCCGUCAAGAAAUCCAAGGCAGAGCUGGAGCAGCUCGUCAAGGCCAACGGGGCCAAGUUCUACCAAACGAAUAGUGCAGUUCCGGACACUAUCUGCGUCGCUGAUCGAAGAACGGUGAAAGCCGCCUCGUUGCAGAAGCAGGGCACGGUGGAUAUUAUCCGUCCAUCAUGGAUACUGGACUGUAUCCGGCAGAGCGAAAUCGACACCGGUCUUCCUGAUCUCUUGUUGCCUUUUGAGCCUAGACACAUCUUCUUCGCCACAAAAGACAGAGAAGAAGAGGCCGCAGCCAACGUCGACCGGUUCAAUGACAGCUAUGCCCGCGACACCACCAAAGAAGAACUCCGCGACAUCCUCAACCAAAUGAUCAAAGACCCCAACAUCGACAACACCCAACCUCCCGAAACCAUUCGCAAAAUCACCUCCCAAAUCCAAGAAAAAGUCAACUCGGGCUGGGAAAUGCCGCUAGGCUGGCUCUUCAAGGGCCUCACCAUCACCAUGCCCCAACGAGACGAACCCGACGGAUCCGCACAGCAGUUGCGCCUUCGUCUAGCCAGUAACACGGCCAAUUUUGCGGGGGCUACGAUGGCAUCCUCUUCGCCGUCCUCCCCCUCGAAAGAUCCGCGGGUCACCCACAUCGUCGUGGAUACGCACAGCACUGCCUCUGACGUCUCCUCCAUUCGGGCGUCAUUAUCCGCGAGGGCAUCCGGCAAGAUACCGCAUCUUGUUACGGUGGAAUGGAUCGAAGAGAGCUGGAAGCAGCGGACGUUGCUGGACGAAGAACAAUUCCAACCCUCACCCUCGCCUAAGAAAUAAAUUAAACCAAAAUUAUAAUGAUUAACGGCAGUUCACCUCCCCUAUAC